Molecule: messenger RNA, 5040 nt
Organism: Plasmodium vinckei vinckei
Lineage: Eukaryota; Apicomplexa; Aconoidasida; Haemosporida; Plasmodiidae
Product: conserved Plasmodium protein, unknown function
Exons: 2
Coding region: 1-5040 (1679 amino acids)
Source: RefSeq, a predicted model, not a curated record
AUGAGUGGACUAAUUAAAAAAUAUGUAACUAAAUCAAUGAAAGAAAUAAUUACUAAUAAAAAUAAAAGAGACAUAAAAAAAGAUGGUAAUCAAACUAAUCUUGAAGUGAAAACUGCAAAUAAGAAAAAUAAGGGUGAAAAUGUUAUUAAAAAAGAUUGUAAGAUUGAGUCAAAAGAUAAAAUACCAAAUGAUGUAAAUAAUAAUUUAAUAUAUAAAAAAUUACGAAAAAAGUUAGAUAAUUUAAACUAUAAUAAACCAUUAUGUGUAGGAUGCACACCUUUAGUUCAAGCCGUUUUUGAUGACUUGAUACAAGCAAUACAAAAUUUUCAAAAAAUUUCUGAUAAAUAUGAAGAUACUAGAAAGAAAUAUAAAGACCUUUUAUCUGAGAAUAAAAAAAAUGGUUUCCCUUCAAAAGAUCUAAAAAUGGAAAAAGAGGAUAUGGGCGGGAAUAAAAGUCAAGCAGAUAAAUCAAAUACUGAAUUAGUGAUAAAGGGAUACGAAAAAAAAGUAGAUAAACUUAAGAAACAAUUAGAAGAAGAAUUAAAAAUGAAAGAAUCAUAUAUAGCAGAAAAUAAAAAAUUAAAACUUUCUUUAGAAAUAUUAGAAAAAAAUACAAAGGAAUAUUUAGAUAAUUCAUCUGAUUGUGGAUCUGACAAUAAUUUCUCUUCAUUUAAUAAUAAAACAAAAUCGUUUGACGAUUUUGAAUUAGAAAAGGAAAAAAAGAAAAAAAAACAUAUGAAUAAUUACAUGAACGAAAGUAAUAAUAAUAUAAUAAAUAACCAUGUCUUAUCAUGGGGAAAAGAAUUGUCUUAUUAUAAAAAAUUAUGUAAAGAAUUAAAAAUGGAAUUAGAAAAAGCUAAAACAGACCCAGACACAUUUUGUAGUGAUAAUACUAAAAAUCAAGAUAUCGAAAUAAAAAAUUUAAAAAAAAAAUUAAACGAAUAUGAGAUUGAAAUAAAGAAAAUGAAUGAAUUGAGGAUGGUACAUGAUGAAAACAAAAAAGAACAAAACACGAGAAGUGAAUUUACGACAAAUAUAAGUAAUGAUAGUAAGGGUGAAAAUUCCAAAGGUUCAAAUGAGGGUCGUGAAAAUAAUGAAUGGAAAAUUGAGAAUGAUGGGGAAGUUAAAGAUUUAGAAAAAGUUAUAAAACAGCGGGACAAUGAAAUAUUUCAUUUACAAAAUCGAGUUGUUUUACUGGAAACCGAAUUACAGGUAAAAAAUGAACAGAGCAAUAAAUAUAAAGAAAAACUUAAAAAUAUGAGUGAAACAGAAUAUAAUAGACUAAAUAAUGAACUUAAUAGUAGUGUUAGUACUGCUGAUAGGAAUGAGAAUGAAACAUCUGAAAAUAAAUUUAUGAGCAAGUCAGGUGAAUUUUCAUCAUAUAGUUGUAAUGAGAUAACGAAUUCAACUAAUGUAGAUGAUUUGAUGGGGGAAAUAAAAUCGAAAGAUCCCAAAAUGGAGGAAAUGAAAAAAUUAAUAGAAAAGAUGAAAAAAGAAUUAAAUGAAGAGAAGAAAAAAAGUAAUAAAUAUGAAAGAGAAUAUAAUAAAGAAAAAGGGGAAGUUAGUAUAUUAAAAGAGGAGUUAAAAAUUUUAGAAAAAGAAAUUGAAAAAAAGCGAACUGAAUUUAAUAUAGACAAAAAUAUAAUAAAGAAUUUAAAAUUAGAAUCAGAUGAAUUUAAUAAUAUAAUUUCAUGUUCUAAUGAAACAAAAAAACAAUUAACUGAUUAUAUUCAUAAUAUAUUAAAUACAUUAAGUGAAUAUAAUGAUAAGAUAGAUGAAUUAAAAAACAGUAAUAUAUUGCAGGAUGAAAAAAUUCAAGUAUAUAAGAAAGAAAUAAAAAAAUUAAAAGAGGAUUUAAUAGAUUCUAGUAAUCAAAUGGAUGAAUUUGCAUCUCUUUUAGAUAAAAAAGACGAGGUUAUAGAAAGCUUUAAAAAUAAAUUAGAGAUAUUAAAUAAAGAAUAUGCAGAAUCAACUAUAAAAUUUAAUGAAAUAUUAAAAGAGAAUAAAAAUUUACAACUUAUGAAUACAUCACAUAAUGCUAAUAGUAGUUUAGUUAUUCAGCAAUUACAACAAGAGAUUCAAAUUUUAAAUGUUACAAAUAAUCAUUUACUAAAAGUUGAAGAAGAUUAUAAAAUAGUUUUACAAGAAAAAACAAUUGUUGAAGAUGCAGCAAUAAAAAUUCAAACUGAAUUAAAAAAAUCAGUAGAUAAAAUAAAAAAUUUAGAAACAUAUAUACAAACAUUGUCUAUUGAAAUAGCAAAUUUAAAAACACAACGAGAUGAUUCAUUAGAUGCAUUAACAAAAGUAGCUAUAGACAAAACACAAUAUGAAAAUGAGUUAAUACAAUGUAAAAGUAUUAUUGAUGAUUUAAAAAGAAAAUUAAAUGAAUAUGAAAAAAAUGUUUUAUUUGCACAAAAUAAUAUUAGUGAAAUAAGUAAGAUGAAUAUUAAAAAAGAACAAGAAGAAAUUAUUUUAAAAAAUGAAAUAAAAUCAUUAAGAGAAAAUUUAAAUGAAAAAACUAUAAAGUUAGAACUUUUACAAGAAAAAGAAAAUACAAUUGAACAAAAUAAUAUUAGCUACAAUAAAUUUCAUUUAGAAGCACAUACAAAAUAUAAUUAUUAUGAGCAGAUUAUACAUAAUUUAAAAAAAGAAAUAGAUGAACUAACGAUUAAUAAUAAUGAUAAUAUAGUUAUAAUAGAGAGAUUAAAAUCGGAGUUAAAUAACCAUGAAAAAAUGGCUAGCUCACAGCGUCGUUAUAAUUAUAGUAAUGAUCUUAUUAAAAAUCAAAAAAAAAAUAUAAAAUCUAUUUCUGGUAAUAGUAUUAAUAUUGAUAGAGAUGAUAAAAUUAUGGCUAUUGAAAAUUACAAAAAUAUUAUUAGUAAUACGAAAGGCGAAUAUGAUAAUCAAAGUAAUGUGUCUAAACAAGGUAAUUUACCAUUUGAAGAAAAUAGAGAAAUAAAAAAUAAGGAAAUAAUAAAUGUUAGUAAUAAUUUGGGAAUAGAAGUUACAUCAUUUGGUGAAAUUCCAUUUGGUGAUGCACAAUUUGUUGAAUUAAAUUCUCCGAAUCCAUAUCCUAAAGGGGAUGAAGAAGAAGAUAUAUAUGACUACAAUGAUGGAUUUACAAUUUUUUUAAAUUCACAUAAAAAAAAAGAAGAAAAUGUAAAAAAUGAUGAGGCUAUUGAAAGAAAUAUACAUGUUAGUGGAUACACAGAAGAUAAUUUUAUGAAUUUAACAAAUAACCAAAUAGGAAUAGAAGAAAAUGAUAGAAAUCAAACUGAAAAUAAAAGAACCAAUCUUGAUGAUACCACAAAAUCACAGGAAAACAAAAUAUUAUACACAGAUGAUGAAGAUUUUAUAUAUAAUGAGUUUGAAGGAAAUGAAUUUUUAAUGAAAAAUGAAUAUUCAAAAGAUUUUACAAAUUUUUCAAAUUGUGAAAUUUUAAAUUCUGAUACAUUAUCAUAUAUGAAAAGAGAUAAUAAGAAAAUGAUAACAAAAAAAAAUGAUAUAAAGGAUAAAUCCAAUAAUAACAUUGAUAGUAUAACUACAGAAAAUGUCAAUGCACAAUCUGUAUCACUAUUAAAAGAUAUGACAGUAUCGUCUAUAAAUAAUGUCAAUAAUAAAAUUGCUAGUGAAGAAAACGAAGAGAAGGAACACGAACAAGAGUUCGUUGCCAGUGAAUACUCAUUUUCCUAUUUGGAGAAUAAUGAUGUUUCUUUAUUUAGUAGUUCAAAAAUAAAGAAAAUGUUUAAUCUUCGUUCUACAAAUAAUAUGAAAAAUCAUGAAGAGAAAAAUGUAAUUGAUAAGACAUAUCCUAGAGAAAGAAAUACAAAUACAUUGAAAAAAAGUAAUAAUUUAAACAUUUCAAAUAUAAAAAAUAUAUAUAAAAGUAGUGGAAGGGAAAAUAAAAAAUAUGAUCCGGAAAUAAAAGAUUCUUAUGGAAAUAUGGUAUUUGAUAUAAAUGAUAAUACACAUUUUGAUGAAGAUUAUGAUAAUAAAAAAAAUAUAAUAGGAAAUCCAAAGGAAGGGAAACUAUCUGACCAAAGAAUGUAUUAUGAACAAAUUGAAAUAGGAGAAGAUAUGGACAACAAUAAUAAUAGAGAUAUUUCUCCAGGGCAACCAUCUCAAUAUGAUGUAGAUAGUUUAAAAAAUGGUUUGAAAAAUAGUGAUAUAAAGAGAAGAGAUCAUAGUGGGUCACUUCGAUUUAGUGGUAUGAGAGAUAUGAGUGAUGACAAAAAAAUAAACCAUUUGAUUGAACGAAAAAAGAAAAUGGAAAAAAGUAAUAAAUAUAAGAAAAAGAGUAAUAGUGUAAAAAACAAGGAGUGUAAUUUUAUUUCACAAACUAGCUAUGAAGCAAAUAGUAAUUCGAGUAGUGUAUUGCUCGAUUCGGUAAGUUCCGAUUUUUCUAAUAAUAUAAGUAUUGACCAAUAUAAUGAUUCUAAUAGUAAAAGAAGAUCAGAUAGGAAAAAUGAAAUGAAUUAUUCUAAACAUAAACGCAGUGUUAAUAAUUUGAAGAGGGAAGAAAGGAAUGCGAAUGAAAUAAAUAGGAGCAAAAAUAUAUAUGAAAAUUAUGAUAAAAUAAGUGGUGAAGAAUAUAAAAAUGAUAAUGGGGAUAGAAAAGAAAAAGAUAUAUCUUACAAUAGUAUAAAUGACUAUCCUUACCGAUAUAAAGAAAAUGCAAAAAAUUAUAAUAGAGACGAUGUUAGUGUAAAUAGUUAUACAAAAAAUUCAGGUCAAAGUCGAGCUAAAACAAAACAAGAACUAUAUAAUAAAUAUAUGGAUGUAUUGAAAAAUUUAAAAAGUGAAGAAAUUGAUGCAUCUGUAGAUACAAAUAAUAAUCGAACAAUCGAUUUAACAAACGAUUUUACUAAAACACAUGAAAAUUCGACAUCUAUUUUAUCAUCAAUGAAAACUUUACAAAAAGAUAGCAUAUUUAGUAACUUGUCGAAAUUUCGAUUUAACGAAGAAAUGCUCGAUUAUAAUUGUGACCCCUUGGUAGUUAUCAAACCGCUUGAAGAGUCAAAUAUGGAGGAUAAUUAUUGA